This is a messenger RNA of Ctenocephalides felis (cat flea), 912 nucleotides long. RefSeq lists its product as uncharacterized. The coding region runs from base 1 to 912 and encodes 303 amino acids. The transcript has a single exon. Gene Ontology annotation, molecular function: zinc ion binding; nucleic acid binding. The record is from RefSeq and is a predicted model, not a curated record. Lineage: Eukaryota; Metazoa; Arthropoda; Insecta; Siphonaptera; Pulicidae.
AUGCCUGUAGUUUUAGAUGAUUUAGGAAAAAAUAAUUAUGUUAAACUUCUGGCAAAACAGUGUAAGAACAAAUUGCAAGUGCAAUACAAAGGAAAACUGCACUACAGAAUCACCACAUACAGCGAAGGGGAUUACAAAAAAGUGUACGAAAGUUUGAAACAAGACAUCAAGAAAUUUUACACUUUUCCACAGAAGGGAUCUGAGUUUAUAAAAAUUGUUGCUGCAGGAAUUCCACCUUACGUAACAAGUGAUGAAAUAUAUCAAGGACUGAUCAUAGAAUUCUGCAGAAUUGAGAAAGCUAUUCAAAUGACUAAAACCAACGUAUUAGGUGAAAAAAUCAAACUACCAGUGUUCGUACUUUUCUUUCAUCAUGAACAGGAUAUGGCUCGUAUUAGAAACAAAAAACACUUAGCAGGGUACGCAGUCAAAUGGGACAAAUAUAGAUCAAAUGGAAACAUUACACAGUGCUACAACUGCCAAAAUUUUGGUCACACUUCCUCUUAUUGCAACCUUCAGAAUAGAUGUGUGAAAUGUACAAAACCCCACGAGGCGUUCAGCUGCCCCAAAACCAGAGCGGAACCAGCGCAGUGCAUCAACUGUUUAGGCAACCACCCCGCAAAUUUCAAAUCUUGUCCGAAACUACUGGAAAUCAAAGCUAGAAGAGAACAACUGAAAAUCAAGGCCAGACAAAAUGUCUAUUUUCCGGCACCUGCUCCUCUACCGUUAACCAGAAAAUUCAAUGCAGUGUUACAACAUGGAGAGUUUCCAGCGCUACCUGAGCGAAUGACAAAUACCCUACCCUUACCUCAGAAUCCAGUUCCAUCGCCGCACCCUCAACAACAAGCCGCUCUGGAUCAAGAAACAGGUACACAACCGCAGGCCAAUAAUUUUAAUUUAUCAGGUAUCGUUUAA